Molecule: messenger RNA, 1742 nt
Organism: Athalia rosae (coleseed sawfly)
Lineage: Eukaryota; Metazoa; Arthropoda; Insecta; Hymenoptera; Athaliidae
Gene: PCNA
Product: proliferating cell nuclear antigen
Exons: 4
Coding region: 99-881 (260 amino acids)
Biological process (GO): regulation of DNA replication; mismatch repair; translesion synthesis
Cellular component (GO): PCNA complex
Molecular function (GO): DNA binding; DNA polymerase processivity factor activity
Source: RefSeq, a predicted model, not a curated record
CACGCGUCUCGUAACGUGGCGUUUGUGAAAUUUUAUAAUUUUUUAUCGGUUAAAUAUCAGUUUUAUACUCUGUAGAUCAUUUUAAAACCGCCCUAAAAAUGUUUGAGGCACGUUUACUACAAGGUGCAUUAUUGAAGAAGGUUUUGGAUGCAGUAAAAGAACUUUUAACCGAAGCUACUUUUGAAUGUUCCGAUGCCGGAAUUCAGUUACAGGCUAUGGACAAUGCCCACGUUUCUUUAGUUUCUUUGAGCUUGAGAAGUGAUGGCUUCGAUAAAUACAGAUGCGAUAGAAAUCUAACUAUGGGUAUAAAUCUCCCCAAUAUGGCGAAGAUCUUGAGAUGCGCUGCAACAGAAGAUAUAGUCACACUGAAAGCUCAAGAUAAUGCGGAUAUUAUCUCAUUUGUGUUUGAAUCAAAGAAUCAAGAAAAAGUUGCAGAGUAUGAAAUGAAGCUCAUAAAUAUAGAUCAAGAACAUCUGGGUAUUCCUGAAACGGAUUAUUCUUGCAUCGUCAAAUUACCAUCUCUCGAAUUCUUUCGGAUAUGCAAAGAUCUGAGUCAAUUUGGUGAAUCUAUGACUAUUUCAUGUACCAAGGAAGGUGUGAAAUUCAGUUCAAGCGGUGAUAUUGGAUCAGCCAACAUCAAGCUAGCUCAAACUUCGAAUAUGGAGGGAGAAGAGGAAGCUGUGGUCAUUGAGAUGCAGGAGCCAGUAUCAUUGACUUUUGCAUGUCGAUAUUUGAACAGUUUCACAAAAGCAACGCCUCUUACAUCCCAAGUUCAGCUCUCAAUGUCAGGUGAUGUCCCUUUGGUAGUGGAAUACAGUAUUGGUGUGAUUGGAUAUAUUCGAUACUACUUAGCUCCUAAGAUUGAAGAUGAGGACAACUAAGCAUAAGGUUUGACAUCAUAUUAUUUUGAUUUUACUCACUUUGUUAAUAUCAGUUAUCUAAGCCGAGCUGCAACUAUUAGAGAUUAAGAUGGAUAAGCCUCGUAACUGAAAAAUGCAUCAAGCAAAUCAACCUCAGAGUAAGAGUGAUAUUUGUUGUCAGGAUAUUUCAGAUUACACAUAGCUUCUUCAUUGUUUUGACAAGUUGUUUGUUUGUUGGAAAGUCACUAUAUUAGCUAGUAUGACUAGUUUGAACACAUACUUUUCUACAAUGAAUACCAUUUCAAGUCAGUGAAUUAUAAGAGUACCAAAAAAGAUCUUGAAGCAGAAGAAUGCAAUAUUUUUUAUACUGAUUAAAAACUGCAUCACAGCAAAGAGAAAAAUGUUGUGAACAAGAAAUAAAAUUAUGCUUUAAUAUAAGGACUGUCUUUCGGUAAUUCCAGAUGAAUAUGGAUAGUGAAAUGAAUAGAUUUUGGAGACAAUAUUUUUUCACAUUGAUCUGUUGGAAUCUGGGUGUAAAUAUUUAUUUGACAUUUUUUGAACGAGUUGAAUAAAGUUCUUCGUUUAACUUUUAGACUACCUCACAAUAUUAUGCAUGGUGAUUAGUCGAAGCAACAGCAUACUCAUAUUUUGAAUGUAGUUUAUUAGCAAAAUGUACAGUUAAAUUUCUUUGGCUUGCCACAGGUUAGUGUGAUGAAGAGUCGUCUCUAGAAUCUGUAAUAGGGUAAUGUGAUUGCGUCGAUUGAGUUAAUCUUACGUCAUAAUAUAAGAUGGAGAUCUUCCUUAUAAGCCAUGAUUGUAUUUUGAAAGUAUUGCAUUUGUAGCAUACGAAGAAAACCAAAUACAUUUCCAAAAUUUUUGAUA